AUGUACGGUCAACACAUUGGGACAUUGAAUGUCUACUCCAAGCGGGGGAAUGAUUUAGGUUAUCCCAUCUGGACGAAGUCUGCUGACCAGGGCAAUGCCUGGAAUAUUGCCCGGGUUACAGUUAAUGCAAGGACUCCAUUCCAAGUAGUGUUUGAAGCUAUUAGGGGAACAAACUAUGCUGGAGAUAUAGCCAUCGAUGACUUCAAACUCAGCAAUGGAGCAUGUGCUACACCAGGUUCAUGUGACUUUGAAACUGAUACAUGUACAUGGUCCAAUGGAGCCAGUGAUGACUUUGACUGGAUCAGAAGACAGGGAGUUACCCCUUCACAGGGAACAGGGCCUAGUGUUGACCACACCAAGGGCACAGCAGCGGGCUACUAUGUUUUUAUUGAGGCCAGCAGCCCCCGACGCCCUGGUGAUCGUGCAGUAUUCUCAAGUCAGAGUUUCAAUCCACAUGCCAAUGCUAGAUGCCUCAGGUUCUGGUUCCACAUGCUGGGAAACCAUGUGGGGACACUCAGGGUAUCCCUGUCAGUCAAUGGACUGGAUAGCUCACUGUGGCAGCUGAGUGGGAACCAAAGUAACAGCUGGAAACAGGCAUCUGUCCCCAUUGCCCCACAGAAAAGUGCAUACAAGGUUACCAUAGAAGGCAUCGUUGGCCAAGGUUUCCAAGGAGAUAUUGCUCUAGAUGAUAUCCAAAUCUCAUACAGAACCUGUCGAUUACAACCUGGAAAGGCCACCCCCUCUACUGCCACAACUGUAACAGUGCCAACUAAGACCACACCCACCACUCCUUCAACGGGAUCUGCUACUACCACACCUUCAGCUGCCACUGUUAACUGUAACUUUGACAAUGGGUUCUGUGGCUGGACACAUUCAACUAAGGACAACUUUGAUUGGCUGAGAAACAGAGGAGCCACAUCAAGUAGAAAUACUGGACCUACACAAGACCACACCGGAAAUGGGUACUACAUCUAUAUCGAAGCAUCAGGCAAGACGCAAAACAAGACCUCCAUGAUAGAGACACCACAGGUUCCUGCCUCCACCACAGGACACUGCUUGCGUUUCUGGUACCACAUGUAUGGUGACCAAAUUGGAACACUGAAUGUGUAUAUGAAGAACAGACCCAACCUGGGAAGACCCUUGUUCACUAAGAGUGGUUCCCUUGGCAACAAGUGGAUCCAAGCCAAUGUCACUCUGAUUUCCAGGAAUAGAGCAUUCACUGUGGUGUUUGAAGGCUUGAUUGGAACAGGUUAUCGUGGUGAUAUUGCAUUAGAUGAUGUCACUGUGUCUACUGGAAACUGCCAAUCCACUACCCCAGCCUCCUCCAGAUCCUGUGAUUUUGAAGAUGCCAAGAUUUGUGGCUACACCCAGGACAAGACUGGUGACCAGUUUGACUGGACAAGGGCCAGUGGUGCCACAUCAUCUGGAAACACUGGACCUUCUAAUGACCACACCUAUGGAACACCACAAGGUGAAUACAUGUACAUUGAGGUGUCAGCCCCUAGGAAAGUGAAUGACAUAGCACGCCUGACUUCUCCAAAGUACAAAGACAACCAAGCCAUGUGCCUGCAGUUCUACUACCAUAUGUAUGGACAAGAUAUUGGGACCCUUAAUGUCUUUGCAAAGGUUAACCAGGCCCUAGGUAGUGCAGUGUUCAGUAUGAAAGGAGACCAAGGCAACAAGUGGCAAGUGGGGCAGGCUACCAUACCUGCUGCAGCUGCAAGGAGAGGCUACCAGCUUGUGUUUGAAGGCAUCCGUGGCAGCAACUACAGAGGAGACAUAGCUAUUGAUGACAUUAGUAUGACAAAGGGGGCCUGCGCCAACCCUGGAGCCUGUGACUUCGAGACUGGCCUGUGUACCUGGACCAAUGUUCAGGCAGGUGACCAGUUUGACUGGACACAGGGCAAUGGGGGAACAUCCAGCUCUGGGACUGGACCAACUAUUGACCACACACUUGGAACAGCUGCAGGCAAGUACAUGUACAUUGAGGCCUCCAAUCCCAGAGUCAGGGGUGACACAGCUUUAUUGAUCAGCCAAAGUUUCCCACCUGCAUCAGGACCACGUUGUGUCACUUUCUGGGUUCACAUGUAUGGUGCAAACAUUGGCACGCUCAACGUUAAGCUCCGCCAGGGCUCGAGCAACACUAUUAUCUGGACCAUGAACAGUAAUAACGGAGACAAGUGGAUUAGUGCCCAGGCACCAUUCACCAGCUCCCAGGUCCACUCCAUAGUGUUUGAAGGCAUCCGUGGCACAGGCUUUCAGGGAGAUAUUGCCAUUGAUGAUGUGGGCUUCUCUGAUUCUAAUUGUGGAUUGGUCCCAGCAGCAGCCACGCCACCCCCUCAAACCACCAUUACAACCACAACUCCAAGCAAGGUCAGCACCACUACGCCUGUACCUGGAGCUUUUACCUGCAACUUUGAGAAAGAUUUCUGUGGCUGGACUCAGGAUACCAAAGACCAAUUUGACUGGACAAGACAGAAUGGUCCAACCUCCUCAACCAACACUGGACCGUCCACUGACCACACCAUGGGAACUGGAGCUGGCUUCUAUGUAUACAUUGAGGCAAGUCCUGUAGCUCCAGGCAAUAAGGCCAGGCUGGUCAGUCCAAUUGUCCAGUAUUCUGGCUCCGUCCAGUGCUUGACCUUCUGGUACCACAUGUAUGGUCAGCAUGUGGACACCCUUAAUGUGUAUGUCCAAACCAGGCUUAACCUAGGCUCCCCAGUGUGGAGCAAGAAUACCACUCAGGGCAAUGUGUGGAGGCGGGCACAAGUGGAUGUCAAUGCAAAAGUUGCUUUCAAUAUUGUCUUUGAGGGUGUAAGUGGUAUAGGAUAUGCAGGGGACAUAUCUUUAGAUGACAUUGAUAUCAAACCUGGAUACUGUCAACAAGGCUCCACUGCUACCCCAGGUGGCACCCGUGCCCCAGCCACUGUGUGUGACUUUGAGAACCCCACUGUGUGUGGCUUUUCACAGGUCACUACUGGUGACCAGUUUGACUGGACAAGGGCCAAAGGAAAAACCAGCUCUGGAGGAACUGGACCAAACACUGACCACACUUAUAACACUGACCAAGGCUAUUAUAUGUAUGUGGAGGCUUCCAGUCCAAGGAAAAAUGGUGACAAAGCACAACUAGUAUCACCUGUGUAUUCCACCACAACACAGUACCAGUGCCUACAGUUCUGGUACCACAUGUUCGGCAGGAACAUUGGAACACUCAAUGUCUACCUUAAGGUGGGAGCUGUCACAGCAAAGAUAUGGUCAGAGACAGGUGACCAAGGAAACAAGUGGUAUAUAGCAUCUGCCAGCAUCCCUCCUCAAAACAGGCUCUUUCAGGUAGUGUUUGAAGGAGUAAGAGGGACUGGUUACCAAGGGGAUAUUGCCAUUGACGACUAUGCUAUAAAAUCUGGAGCAUGCCCAGUGCCAGGUAAUUGCGACUUUGAAGUAGACACAUGCACAUGGACCAAUGUUGGCUCUGGAGAUAAGUUUGACUGGACACUAUCUAGUGGUUCAACGUCCAGUGGAGGAACUGGACCUAGUGUUGACCACACUGUGGGAAGUGCAGCUGGCAAGUAUGUUUACAUCGAGUCCUCCAGACCCAGGGUACAGGGAGACAAUGCCAUGCUGCAGAGUGAGGUGCUCAAUGGGAGUUCCCAGUGCCUUCACUUCUGGUACCACAUGUAUGGAGUCAACAUAGGCCUCCUCAGGGUGUGGAUCAAAUACCCCACAGGAACUCCUAAACCUCUGUGGGAGAAGACUGGGAACAUUGGCCAAGCUUGGCAGGAAGGGAGGGUCUCUAUACAGAAUCCUGGAGGGCCUUACCAGGUUAUAUUUGAAGGUGUCUGUGGUAAUGGUUACCAGGGAGACAUAGCCAUAGAUGACAUAUCUUUUGACAAAGUCAGCCCUUGCAACUUGCUCCCAAGUGAUGCCACACCCACAGUGACCCAGGCACCUACUACUGCCAGCACAACCCCUACAACCACAACCACAACAACCCCUACAACCAUAACCACAACCCUGUCGGGCUCAGCGACCACACCCACAACAACACUGGCAGCUCAAACAGGAAUUGAUUGUAACUUUGAUGUAAGUCUGUGUGGAUGGAGCCAAGAUACAAACGAUCAAUUUGAUUGGACAAGGCAAAAAGGAUCCACCUCCAGUCAGAAUACUGGGCCAUCACAGGACCACACCAGUAGAGCUGGCUUCUAUGUAUACAUUGAGACCAGUGGCAGAAAGAAUGGAGACAAGGCCCGUCUAACCAGCCCUGGCCUGCAGGUGCUGGGGAACCAGUACAAGUGCCUGUCAUUCUGGUACCACAUGUAUGGUGCCCAUGUCAAUUCCCUGAAUGUGUACUUCAAAAGUGGGACAACUCUGGGCAAGGCGAUUUGGACCAAGAAAGGCACCCAAGGGAACAAGUGGAUACAGGCUCAGGUGGACAUUUCUGGAACAGCAUCAGGGAGAAACCUACAGGUGGUAUUUGAGGGUGUGAGAGGGACUGGUUACCAAGGAGACAUAUCUAUUGAUGAUGUUACAGUGGUGGAUGGAACUUGUGCAGCUGUCACACCCACUACCCCUCCACCAGGUGUCACUAUAGGCACUGUGACACCACCUUCACUGGUGUCAUGCAACUUCCAGACUGGGUUGUGUGGUUACACUCAAGAUACCAGUGACCAAUUUGACUGGACCAGGUCUAAUGGAGCCACCUCCUCACAGGGAACUGGACCCUCGGUGGAUCAUACAUAUGGAACACCUAAUGGUUACUAUGUCUUCAUAGAAACAUCUAGUCCGCGUGUUCCAAAUGACAAAGCUCGACUGAUCUCUCCCAUGAUCAGAGGUGCUGGCCGUCAGUGCUUAAAGUUCUGGUACCACAUGUUUGGAGGUGAUGUAGGCACAUUCAAUGUGUACAUGAAGAGUGGCACCAACCUGGGACAACCAGUGUGGAGCAGCAGCUAUGACCAGGGAGAUGUAUGGAAGGUGGCACAGGUCCAGCUUAACCAAAGGUCAUCUUACCAGAUUGUGUUUGAAGGCAUCCGAGACAAAGGCUACAGAGGUGACAUAGCUUUGGAUGAUAUUAUUACGACACCUGGAAACUGCCCACCAGAAGGUUCUUGCAAUUUUGACAAUGGCAUGUGCACCUACAGCAAUGUUCAGGAUGGUAGCGACGACUUUGACUGGGUGAUCAAGAAAAAUAACAGACCAGCGGGAAACCCAAGGACUGACCAUACCACCUCUGCUGCUGCUGGUGGCAUGAUGUACAUCAGUGCUCGCAAACCACGAAACAAUGGCGACCGCGCCAGGGUGAUGAGUCAGCUCUUCAGCCCCACAGGCAGUUCUCCAAAAUGCUUCAAGUUCUGGUGGUACCUCUAUAACACCAACGCUGGAACCCUGCGUGCCAUUGUCAAGUCCAACGGCACCAGUACAACUGUCUGGGAAAUGACAGCCAGCGGAAACAAUAGGUGGAGAUAUGGCGCCUUCCCAGUUCAGUCUCAGAGUUCUUAUGUGAUCAUCCUGGAAGGUGUUGUGGGCAGUGGUUCUGGAGACAUUGCUCUAGAUGACACCAGUCUGUCUACCCAAGGUUGUGGUAUCUCACCAGCUGGUGCCAGACCCUCCAGCUUCACCACCACACCCACACCAGCCACCACCACCGUCACUGUGCCGCCAUCUACAGCACCAAACUCAUUCAACUGUUCCUUUGAGUAUGGUCUGUGUGGAUGGAAACAGUUGCAGAAUGAUCAGUUCGACUGGACAAGAGUCAAAGGAUCCACAUCGUCCACUCUGACUGGACCAGCUAAUGACCACACCACUGGAAGCAAGUAUGUUUACAUCGAGUCCUCCAGACCCAGGGUACAGGGAGACAAUGCCAUGCUGCAGAGUGAGGUGCUCAAUGGGAGUUCCCAGUGCCUUCACUUCUGGUACCACAUGUAUGGAGUCAACAUAGGCCUCCUCAGGGUGUGGAUCAAAUACCCCACAGGAACUCCUAAACCUCUGUGGGAGAAGACUGGGAACAUUGGCCAAGCUUGGCAGGAAGGGAGGGUCUCUAUACAGAAUCCAGGAGGGCCUUACCAGGUUAUAUUUGAAGGUGUCUGUGGUAAUGGUUACCAGGGAGACAUAGCCAUAGAUGACAUAUCUUUUGACAAAGUCAGCCCUUGCAACUUGCUCCCAAGUGAUGCCACACCCACAGUGACCCAGGCACCUACUACUGCCAGCACAACCCCUACAACCACAACCACAACAACCCCUACAACCAUAACCACAACCCUGUCAGGCUCAGCGACCACACCCACAACAACACUGGCAGCUCAAACAGGGUUGAAAAAGCAUGCUACCAACUGCUUUGACCCUUGUGACUACUGUGUAAACCACCAAACUACAAAAAUAGUAUCAUUUGGACCAAAGUAG
Messenger RNA from Lingula anatina, 6393 nucleotides. RefSeq lists its product as uncharacterized. Lineage: Eukaryota; Metazoa; Brachiopoda; Lingulata; Lingulida; Lingulidae. The record is from RefSeq and is a predicted model, not a curated record. Gene Ontology annotation, cellular component: membrane. Gene Ontology annotation, molecular function: protein binding.